Messenger RNA from Amblyraja radiata (thorny skate), 3472 nucleotides. RefSeq names its product sideroflexin 2 (gene sfxn2). The transcript is spliced from 13 exons. The record is from RefSeq and is a predicted model, not a curated record. NCBI's taxonomy places the organism in Eukaryota, Metazoa, Chordata, Chondrichthyes, Rajiformes, Rajidae. Gene Ontology annotation, cellular component: mitochondrial inner membrane. Gene Ontology annotation, molecular function: monoatomic ion transmembrane transporter activity. The coding region runs from base 327 to 1304 and encodes 325 amino acids. Gene Ontology annotation, biological process: serine import into mitochondrion; monoatomic ion transport.
UCCCUUCUCCAUGACGGCGGCGCGUCGAGCGAUGACAAACCUGCGCAUGCGUGAACCCCCAGCUGGGCGAUCGUUCCGCCAGCGCAAACUGCGCAUGCGUGAAGUUCAGGCUUGGGCGCUCGUUCCGCCAGCGCAAACUGCGCACGCGUGGACAUUCGGUCCGGCCGUUCCCCAGAGGGAAAAGCAGCCAAGUUGAUGCUUUAUUUUACCGCCCAACUUGCGCUUGUAAGAAAUAAAUGCUCAGCAACGUCCAAGGUGUCCAGAUAAUUGUGAUUGCCAAUGUGGACAAUCGUUCAACAUUGCCUCCAAGUUUGUGAUUUUGAACAAUGGCAGGAAACAUGAUGGAUCUCAGUAAAUUUAACAUUGACGCCCCGAGAUGGAAUCAGAGCACUUUCAUGGGACGGUUAAAGCACUUUUUCAACAUCACAGACCCACGCACAGUGGGUGUAUCCAAUGCAAACCUCGAUAAGGCAAAGGAUCUGGUGGACAGAUGCAGAGCUGGCACUCUACUCCCGGGUACGACCAAGGAACAGUUGCUGUACGCAAAGAAGCUCUACGACUCUGCGUUCCACCCCGACAGCGGAGACAGGAUGAACUUAAUUGGGCGAAUGUCAUUUCAAGUCCCUGGCGGCAUGGCAAUCACUGGCUUAAUGCUACAGUUUUACAGGUCUGUUCCAGCUGUGGUAUUUUGGCAGUGGGUGAAUCAGUCAUUCAAUGCCUUGGUCAACUACACUAAUAGAAAUGCUGCAUCGCCAAUAACUGCAAAACAAAUAGGCGUUGCGUACUUAACUGCAACCAGCACUGCGCUGGCCACUGCUGUUGGAUUGAACCUCUACACAAAGAAAGCUCCACCCCUAUUGGCCCGUUGGGUCCCUUUUGUUGCCGUGGCAGCUGCUAACUGCGUAAACAUUCCAAUGAUGAGACAGCAGGAAAUUAUAAGUGGAAUCGCCGUGACUGAUGAAAAUGAGAAUAAGCUGGGAGAAUCCAGGAUUGCAGCUGUAAAGGGUAUCACGCAAGUGGUGAUCUCUAGAGUUACCAUGGCCGCUCCAGGAAUGAUCAUUCUGCCCAUCAUAAUGGAAAAGUUGGAGAAGUAUCCUUUCAUGCAAAGAAUUAAGUUCCUUCAUGCCCCACUGCAAGUGACGCUGGUUGGAUGCUUCUUAAUCUUUAUGGUGCCAGCUGCAUGUUCACUUUUCCCUCAGAGGUGUUCUAUGGCAACUUCUAAAUUGGAUCCAGAGCUGAAGGAGUCAAUAACCACCAUGUACGGAGACAAAGUGAAGUACGUCUACUUCAACAAGGGACUGUAAGGACAUGAUGCCUUAGGAAGAGCAGAGGACUCCUUUAAUUUUAUGACAUCUCCACACAAUCAACGACGCUGGAAACAAUAAGAAAAGACGGCAACUGCAGUAUGGCGUUAAAACAAAAUUCCAACUACCACCAUCUCCAUGGGUUGUGGUUGAGUCAUUCACUGCAAUGUAUUUAGCAUCUGUUAAUGAUUUUUCAACUGAGUAACUUGGCAGGGAAAAAUAAUAAUUCACUUCACACGCACAAGAAAGAUGAGGAACUUCAGACUGAAUCGAAUGGCCUGGAUACACACAAGUAUAUGUACACAGUUCUUGGAAAUGGAGUUAGGUUAAAUAUUUCUUCCUGGCAUUUCACCAAUUGAAAGUGGAAAGCAGAGAGGACAUUUACGAUUCACCCUCUGAAGGGAGAUAUGGGGAAGGGGUGGGCUGGUUGCAGUUAUCCAGAUCCCACAAAAUCAAAGAAUAGUUUAUUUUUAAAUUAAUUUUACAACAUAAAGGUGGAACUGCAAUCAUAGUCAAACAGCACAGAAACAGGACCGUCGGCCCAACUCGUCUGUGCCAACCAAGAUGCCCCAUCUAAGCUAGUCUCAUUUGCUCGCAUUCGGCCCAUAUCCCUCUAAACCAUUACUGCCUGUACCUGUUCAAAUGUGUUUGUAUCUCCAUGGCUGGAAGGUUCUUAGAUAGAGUCAUACAGCAUGAAAUCAGGCCCUUCGGCCCAACUUGUCUAUGCCGACCAAACUUGUCCCAUUUUCCUGCUUUGGCCCUUAUCCCUCUAAAUCUUUCCUAUCCAUGUACCUUUCCAAGUGUCUUUAAAAUUCUGUUAAAGUACCUCUGGCACCUCGUUCCAUAUACCCACCACCCUCUGAGUGAAAUUGUUGCCCCAUGGGUUCCUAUUAAAUCUUGCUCCUCUCACAAUGUGCCCUGGUUAUUAAUUCACCUAUUCUAGGUAAAAGACUCUGUGCCUUCACCCUAACUAUUCCACUCAUGAUUUUAUACACCUCUGUAAGAUUAUGGCUCAGCCUCUUGUGUUUCAAUAAAGUUCUAGCCUGACAAACCUCUCCCUAAAUCUCAGGCCAUCUAGUCUUGGCAACAGGGUGGCACAAUGGCGCAGUGGUAGAGUUGCUGCCUCACAGCGCCUGAGACCCAGGUUUGAUCCUGACUACAGGUGCUGCCUGACGAAGUUUAUAUGUUCUCCCUGUGACCACGUGGGUUUUCUCUGGGUGCUCCGGUUUCUUCCCACAUUUCAAAGACGUGCAAGCUUGUAGGUUAAUUGGCCUCCCUAAAUUGUCCCUAGUGUGUAGGAUCGAACUAGUGUACGGGGUGAUCGCUGGUCGGCACGGGCUAGGUGGGCCAAAGGGCCUGUUUCCACACUGUAUCUCUCAGCCAAGCUAAACAUCCUCAUGAAUCUACUCUUCAGUCGUGAUGAAUUGACCAUCCAGUGCCUGUAUCAAACGUCCCCAGGUUAAGUGACACCAGGUUAGGCGAAGCCAUCUGACUGCACAAUUCGGGAAUAAAACUCAUCGAGCUUGUGAGAUUAUCCGACUCACUUUUUCUAUGUGCCAAAAGAUGCCGGAUUAGGAAUAGAAGAUGAAAACAGAGUCUGGAACAACCGGCCAUUCUAGACAGUGAUCAGAAAACAGUUCUGCAGACACAUGUUUGAGAAGAGCGGAAGGUUUCUUGGAAGUUUACAUCAUAUCAAGGAUCUGUGACAAAAUAUGCACAGUUAACAAACAGCUCACCGGGACUGGAGGAAGUUAGAAAUGUACAGGGUGAUCGCUGGUUGGCACGGGUUUGGUGGGCUGAAGGGCCUGUUUCCACGCUGUAUCUUUAAAGUCCUAAGACUUCUCACGAUCAAUUGGUGGUUGGAUGAGGAUGAAUGAGUGAGUGGAUGGGCAGUUGUGGUAUCAGGAGGUAGGGAGCAAACUGUAAGCAAUGUUUGUUUAAUUCUUUGAGCUUUUAGUCGUAAAAAUCACAGACAAUAACAAUGUGAAAAGGCCAAAUUCCCAAUGGUGCUAACGUCACAGAGAUCAUUAUGUGGGAUAUACACCCGUAGGUCUAUGCUAGUGACCUUUUUAAUUACAGAGAGUUGCAAUGAGAAUUAUGGAGCAACUGCUGCAUAGAAUAAGCUGGAAAUGUGCAUUGGACAAUAAAUGCUGUUUACAAUAAAAUAA